Molecule: messenger RNA, 937 nt
Organism: Gopherus flavomarginatus (Mexican gopher tortoise)
Lineage: Eukaryota; Metazoa; Chordata; Testudines; Testudinidae
Product: histone H2A.Z
Exons: 5
Coding region: 201-587 (128 amino acids)
Cellular component (GO): nucleosome
Molecular function (GO): DNA binding; structural constituent of chromatin; protein heterodimerization activity
Source: RefSeq, a predicted model, not a curated record
CUGCGCUGAUUGGCUAGUAGUGGGAUCCGGGUUCCCGGAUGCGGGCACGUCCAGCGGUUAUAAAGCGCUCGCGGAAGGCGGGAGCGGGCGCAGUUUGAAUCGCGGUGGGUGCGGGAGAAGUGGUGUUAGGUAGGCUCGGUGUGUGUGUGUGGGACGCUCGUUUUCUCCUAUCCCCGUGUGGCGCUGCAGCAGAACUCACAAUGGCUGGCGGUAAAGCUGGGAAAGACUCUGGAAAGACCAAGACGAAGGCAGUGUCCCGCUCACAGAGAGCUGGUCUGCAGUUCCCUGUUGGCCGCAUCCACCGACACUUGAAAUCUAGGACUACCAGCCAUGGACGUGUGGGAGCCACAGCUGCUGUAUACAGUGCUGCCAUCCUGGAGUACCUGACAGCUGAGGUUCUUGAGCUGGCAGGAAAUGCAUCCAAAGACUUAAAAGUGAAGCGUAUCACUCCCCGUCACUUGCAGCUUGCAAUAAGAGGAGAUGAAGAAUUGGACUCUCUCAUUAAAGCAACAAUUGCUGGUGGUGGUGUAAUACCACAUAUCCACAAAUCUCUUAUUGGAAAGAAAGGACAACAGAAAACGGUCUAAAGGAUACCAGUAUUCCUUGUUAUCUCAGGACUCUUACUACUUAACAGUUGUCCAGUGUUGGUGAUUCCAGUGGACUGUAUCUGUGAAACACAGUUUUGCCUUUUAUAACUUUGAGAAGCUAAAGCUCACUGAGCAUUCUAACAAACCAAAUUUCUGCAUUGAAGUCUUAACCAUAUUUAAGUGUUACCAUGGCUUCAAAGAAGCUGUAUCUGUAGGGGUUUUUGAUUGAGGUGACUGUUUUUAGAUCUGUUUGAUUUUAAUGUGAAGCAGAAGUUGAAGAAAUGUUUGGUUUUGUACAGACUCUUCAUCCACUGGAGUGGAAGUAUUCAAUAAACGUUAUAUCAAUACUA